UAUAUAUUAUGCACCCAUUCUAUCUUUCUCACUACAUAUCAUUCAUCUUCUCUCUUUAUCUCUACGUCGAGCUUCAGCGAUGAACCAAACAAGCAUAGAGGAAAAUUUUGACAGAGAUCGCCAUAUGGGGUUGUUUUUCUUUGGUCUGCAAGUGGCGGAGCAACGUCAAUCGCUAUCGGAAACAAACCCAGAAGUCGUUGUCCUUAACUCCGUCAUCCGAUCCCUCUCUUUCAUCCCGAUCCCCCCCGGCGGCUCCCAAAAAUCUGGAAUUUUGCCUGCGUCGAAGGCUUCCAUUGAUGCCAUGCCCAGAAUAACAGUAACUGAUGAUUGCGUCAAGGACUGUGCUAUUUGUUUAGACGAAAUGCGUGUUGGCAGCGAGAUGCGAGAGAUGCCGUGUAAGCAUGGUUUUCACUCCGGUUGUAUUGAGAAGUGGCUUGGGUUGCAUGGGUCGUGUCCGCUUUGUCGUUUCAUUAUGCCGGUGGAAGAUGGCGGUAGUGACAGUGACGGCGAUGGAAGUGAAGAAGGGCGGCGCCAGAGGAGGAGGGUUAUUUCUUACAAUAUCGUCAUUCUAGGUGGUGGGUGGGGAUCAUCGGAUACGGAUCAGAAUUAGGAUUCAGAGUCGGAAAAUUCUUAUAGCAGUAUGGAGUCAUUUGACUAGCCAAAAGUGACCAUCACAAAUUAUUUUUACUUUUAAAUAUUCAUUCAUUUAAUAAAAAUAAACAUAUUUUUAAGCGUUACACAACCUGAAUCCCAAAAUAUAUUUUGAUGAUCUAAUUCUAUGAAUGAUAUUUGCUGUAAUUAUUACACUAAUGUUUAUAUGAGGGAUUUUCCCAUUUAUAUCCACCUGUCUAGGAUUAGGAUUUGGAGUGUAAAGGUUAUGAUUGUGGGAUUGGGUUGGAAAAAAGUCCAGUCCUACUUAACAGUGUAAAAGUUGAGGUGAUGAGUAGUAUGCAAGUGGCAUCUGGUUUAAUGUAGCAGUGGUUAUCAAUCUUCUCUACUAAAAUGUGAAGUGAUGGAGAAGGAUCAGAAGAGAGAAGUGUUAGAGAAGGACCAAAACAGAGAGAAAGGAAGCACAACCAAAGAUGGCCUCUCAUUUAGGCAAAAAUUGACUCCAAUCAAUUUCUUUCAUGUAUAAGAAUCUGUUAUUGGUUGGAAAUGCUCUGAUCUAUCCAUCAAGGAUGUUCAAAUAAAUGUUCGCUAGAACCCUUGUCAGUA
Messenger RNA from Hevea brasiliensis (rubber tree), 1215 nucleotides. RefSeq names its product E3 ubiquitin-protein ligase MPSR1. Lineage: Eukaryota; Viridiplantae; Streptophyta; Magnoliopsida; Malpighiales; Euphorbiaceae. The record is from RefSeq and is a predicted model, not a curated record. Gene Ontology annotation, molecular function: ubiquitin protein ligase activity. The transcript has a single exon. Gene Ontology annotation, biological process: protein ubiquitination. Gene Ontology annotation, cellular component: cytoplasm. Bases 80 to 610 code for a protein of 176 amino acids.